AUGAUCCUUGGCCCAGGUGAAGCUAUCCGAGAGCUUCCUGUAAUCACCUCCUCUCUGUUUUUGUUCUGGGAUUUUGCUGCAUUUGUGAAUUUCGGAAUCAAAAAAAUGGAUUUCCAAUUAUUCCGAAACCGUAUCCCCACUGCUCUGCCAGGCUUAACAUACGAGUACGGUAUGUUUCUGAUUUCCAUCCGUUUUCUUUCGAAUCUUGUCCCAAUUUUGGUAACUCGGUGAUGCUUUUAGUGGACGUUCAUGUCCGGUAUGAUCAACUGGGCCGAAAUCUCUUCAUCUCCGGAACAGUCUCUUGUAAGAUUCGGUGUAUUUCAAUUCCAAUUACGUGCACUUUCAGUUGGCGAUUACGUAGUUCAACGGAACCCCAUAAGUUGGAUUGAUUCCCACAAUUGCAGCUUGUUUGAUGCCGCGGGGGCCCGGUUUGAUUUGUGGAUCGGGAACGGGGCAAACGUAUUUCCUACGUUUCAAGUGUGGAGUCUAAGCAGAUGGGUAGGGUGUUGAUUCUUUCAAAAAUUAUUCGGCAAUUCGAAUUGUAGAUGAACCUGAACCCCAUGCCGGAUUGGGGAGUUCCUGGAUUCUCAUACUCGGCCGCCGACCACCCCUACAACGCGGUGGCAGAUUUUGUUGCCGCGGGGCUGGUGGAGCCGGAUCCAGAUGGUAGGCUUUGUUUUUCGGCUUUUCUUUUGCUGUGUAGUUGUGAUUGGGGUUACUCUGGUUUCCCUGCUUUUAGAGCCGAGCGGUCCACCGACUCCCAACUCCAUGGACUGA
Bursaphelenchus xylophilus (pine wood nematode) is the source of this 777-nucleotide messenger RNA. The record is from the annotation of a GenBank genome assembly. Lineage: Eukaryota; Metazoa; Nematoda; Chromadorea; Rhabditida; Aphelenchoididae.